Sphaerodactylus townsendi is the source of this 2315-nucleotide messenger RNA. RefSeq lists its product as uncharacterized. The coding region runs from base 1 to 1197 and encodes 398 amino acids. The transcript has a single exon. The record is from RefSeq and is a predicted model, not a curated record. NCBI's taxonomy places the organism in Eukaryota, Metazoa, Chordata, Lepidosauria, Squamata, Sphaerodactylidae. Gene Ontology annotation, molecular function: nucleic acid binding; RNA-DNA hybrid ribonuclease activity.
AUGGCAAAGGGGUGGCCUGCUUGUCUAUGCGCUGUAGCAGCUGCUUGCUUACUGGUAAAAGACGCUUUAAAGUUUACGCUGGGAGGGAAUCUGACUGUUUAUGUCCCUCAUGCGGUUUUAGCUAUAUUAGAACAAAAGGGAGGGCAUUGGCUAACACAACAAAGGAUGGCCAAGUAUCAAGCCAUUCUGAUCGACAGCCCAGGGGUAAAGUGUAUGGGGUCCACAAAAUGGAACCCAGCCACUCUUUUGCCUGAUAAGAGUCCUCUUCUGCAUGAUUGUAUUGAAACCAUAGACAUGACAUACACUGCCUGUGCAGACUUACAGGAUCAACCAUUAGAUAAUCCUGAAGUGGAAUUUUGGACAGAUGAGAGCAGUUAUAUGGUAAAAAGGAAGCGGUUCACUGGUUUUGCAGUUGUUACUCAAAAUGCUAUCAUAAAAGCCAGAACGCUGCCCCCAACAUACUCUGCACAGGCUGCGGAACUCGUGGCUUUACAGCAAGCCCUGGCUUUAGCAACAGGCCAACGGGCAAACAUAUACACUGACUCCCGAUACUCCCGAUAUACACUGACUAAAAUCAUGCAGGAGACCUCUCUGAAAUGGCCCAAUGCUCUUCCCUUGGCCCUCCUGAGGGUCAGGACUAGCCCCCGGGGAAAAUGGAAACUCAGGCCUUUUGAGAUAAUGUAUGGGAGGCCUUACCCUUUGUCACGUCCCAUCCUGGCUGACAAAGCGAGGGUGGGGGAUGGGUUAACAAUUGAUUAUAUCUCCUGCCUAGCUGCCUCAGUCUCACAACUUCAUCGUGACCUAAACGAGAUACGACUGGAAGGACUGACCGCCCCGCUGCAUCCUUUCGUGCCGGGAGACUGGGUCUACAUCAAGGGAUACAAGAAGGAGCCUCUCGUCCCGGUCUGGAAGGGACCCUUUCAAGUCCUUCUAACCACCCAAACUUCAGUGAAAGUCGGAGGGGUAAAGACCUGGAUCCAUCACACUCGCCUGAAGCACGCUGAUGCACCACCCCUUGUGGAAGCUAGAGAUACAGCAGCUCGUGAUGAAAAUCUUUGGUCGGCCGAAUUGGGCUCUGAUCUGCGCAUGCUUUUCCGCAAAAGGCCAGCCCAACGUGAUACACCCCCUCCGUCGCCUGAAAUUGAAAGGGACGAAGCUGAUGUUGCUCUAACCUUGCCAGAAAACGAACACAUCUAAACCGCUUACCGGGUUGUUUCCUGUAAUAGGGACCUGGUGCGGUCUCCAGUGUAGGCAUAAGUCCGGGUUGCUCCAUGCUAAGAGGGACCCGGUGUCCUGUGACACUAAACUCUGCUUUACGUACUUUCGGCUUACUAGAACCCCAAACUCUCCCGGUUGAAGCCAUCGCUGGAAAGGACCGAAGACGAGGCUGAGGCAGGACUGUGACAAUAUUCUAGUUUUAUAUGUGUGCAUUUAUAUUUUCUUUCUUUUCUUCCACUAAUUGCAUAUAUGUAUAAGAUCCUCACCCCAUCUGGGCUCCCUUUUUAUAGUUACUGGAUUACCCCAUAUUUAGCUCCUGUCUGUUGCCCUUGCCCACACUACGCCCGCCAGAUAUAUAGCCUUGCAGUAGGUAAUAUUACCGUAGAAUAUCUUACAAUCUUUCAACGCCUUCCCACUAGCCUUCUUCAGUGGGGCUCUAAAAUUGUGUCCGCAUUAUACGGGGAAUUAAAAAUAUACGGGGACCAAAUUUCAAUUGAGGAUUCAGCCACCUAUCAGACGAACCCCUGGUUCCCCAAGUUUGAUUGUUACGAGUUUGUGUGUACCCCGGUGACUGCACCUCACCUGUUUUGGUCUCUAAAUGACCUGAUUUCACCAUGUCAAUGCAGCCUGGACACCCUAGAAUAUCCCCAAGAUCCCUACUGUCCCUAGGCCUCCUCUUGGGAUUCCUCCCAACUUGGGCUACUUCCCUAGAACACCCCCUAUGGGAGCCCAAAUGUCUGACACCACUCACUUGCUUCUCAGGAACUAAAUGACCUUACUGUUGGUACAAGGGGUAUCAUAAACAAGGUGAUAGCCAGACUGGAGCUAAAGGCAAUCAGGAUGUAAAUGGAUGGCUAACUUUGCAUUUACAACUUACUUUGUUUUGGGAACAUCCUGGAAUGUUUGGGAACUUCUAAAAAUGCUUGACGUGUGUUAAUUUGUUGCAAUCCUAAAUCUUUUGAAAUGUAUAUGACUUUGCUUUGAUGUUACCCAAGAAGACCCUUUAAAACCUUGGACCUUUCAACAGUUCGGGGCAGCUCUCAUCACUAGUGAGACCUGUGCUGGCUUAGAAAUAAAACUUUACUUUAUUCUCUCAA